AUGAUGAACCUGAGCCUUCUGCUGGCAUCUCUUGCGACUCUGUUUUCGCUGUCUUCGGGUCAGGAAGAUGGUACCUUUCGUGAGGAGUAUGCAGAGUAUGCCACGACGCUGAGGGAAGAUCUUCUCCGCCGCUACGACUCCGCCGUGCCUCCACGCAGCCGGCGUGACGUGAACUACAGCAAGGCGGGGACCGAUGUCGCUAUGGAGAUUCGCAUGUUCAAGGUCGAGGGCGUGGAUUCCUCGCGCGGGCAGAUGCGCCUGAAGGUCUGGGUGCGGCUGGCUUGGACGGACUUGCGGCUCAGCUGGGACCCGGCUGCCUACGGCAACAUUACACAGAUCAACUUCCGUAGUCUGCCGCCUACACAGGGGACAGAAAUCUGGACACCAGAUGUACAGCUCUACAAUGCCAACGUUGGCAAUGCAGCCACCCUGGACAACUCGCUGGCCACGGCAUACUCGGACGGCUCGAUUUUUUGGAGCCGCCCUGGGAUACUGGACACGCUCUGCAAGUUCAGUGGGCUGGUCGCCUUUCCCUUCGACAGCCUCUCCUGUUCCAUGGAGUGGGGGGGCUGGAGUUGGUCCGGCGGAUUUCAGGGGAUUCUGCUCCGGGGAGCAGGGUAUUCGGAAUCCACUCAAGAAGACACUGCCGGGUCUUCAUACCAGGAGUACAGUAUUGCUGAGGUCAGUGUCGACUUGAAAACCAAUUUCUACGACACAUUUCCCAGCGAACCUUGGACACUGGUGAAGUAUACGGUGAAACUUGGCCGUGCAUCUUUUUACUACACAUUGCUGAUCAUUCUGCCAACCCUUAUGCUUACCUACCUCUCCUUCGGCGUGUUCUUCAUGUCCCACGAGGUGGGAGAGCGGCUCUCCUUCGGCAUCACACUGGUAUUGGUGAUCGAGGUGAUGAAAACGACGGCGGCCUCCUUCGUGCCAGUCUGCGGCGAGCUGCUUUGGAUCGACCUCUUCAUGCUGGUUAGUACGGUGUUUUGCUGCGCAAGCUUGCUGGAAACCAUGGCCAUCCUCUUCUUGGCCUUUCAUGUGGAGAAGCACGUCCUCCCAAGUUGGCUUGCUUGGAUGGCGCCUUGGUUCCUGUGCCGAUCUGACUCGGAUAUCAUGGUAGAGUCAAAGGCAGGCAGAAUCUAUCGCCAGCUGAACCGGGAGAACUCGAACAGGCUCCACGAGAAACAAGCCAGCUUCCAGAAAGGCGCCAAGAUGGAG
Molecule: messenger RNA, 1221 nt
Organism: Symbiodinium sp. CCMP2456
Lineage: Eukaryota; Dinophyceae; Suessiales; Symbiodiniaceae
Source: the annotation of a GenBank genome assembly